Daucus carota subsp. sativus is the source of this 2251-nucleotide messenger RNA. RefSeq names its product OVARIAN TUMOR DOMAIN-containing deubiquitinating enzyme 6. Gene Ontology annotation, biological process: protein deubiquitination. The coding region runs from base 530 to 2047 and encodes 505 amino acids. The transcript is spliced from 9 exons. Gene Ontology annotation, molecular function: protein binding; cysteine-type deubiquitinase activity. Lineage: Eukaryota; Viridiplantae; Streptophyta; Magnoliopsida; Apiales; Apiaceae. The record is from RefSeq and is a predicted model, not a curated record.
AUCUGAGUUUUCUGCCUCUACACACAAAUACCCAUAUCUAUAGUUGAUUCUAUACAUCUCUACAUAUAAAUAUCGAACUUUACCUUCCAAGUUAUCCUUCUCUUCGUCACAAAAACCCUAAUCCCUUUCUUUACUUACUCUCACAUUUCUUCUCAUUUUCGUACCCAAUUCUUGGAUCUUUGAGACACAAACUUGGAGGGUUACAAUUGAAAGCAAUUAUUGGAUUGGUUCCCAAGACGGUGAAUUUUUCUAGGGCUUAAAUCGGGUAAAUUCGAGUAAAUUUUAGAGAUAAAGGGUGUUUUUGUUUAUUGUUUGGAUUAAUUUGGAGGAUUGAGUUCUCAUGAGAAUUGUUAGGGGAAUGCAGAGAUUGACUCUUUGGAACAAGAAGAAAUCUUUUAGUGGAAUUGGUGUAACUUUGCCGAAAGCAAGAACCCGGGAUAAAUCGAAAAGUGGAGUUUUGUAACUCUUGUACUUUCUUUGGAGUUUUUUAUUUUCUUAGUGUAGGGUCUUGAGGUGAGGAAGAUAUAAAAUGACUCGAAUUUUGGUUCAGAGAGGUUCUAAUAAGGGUGAGAGGGCUGGUCCGUCUUCUUCUGGUCCUUCCCAGAAUUCGGCUGUUACUUCGGAAGUGGAAAUUGUUGAGGAAGUUCAAGAAAAGGAUUUUGCUGAGGAGGUUUCUGGAAUAGGAAGUGGAGAUGAGAGUAAGGUUGUGCAAAGUGAUGAAUCUUUAGGGCAGGUUGAUAAGGAUGAUGAGGAGGUUCUUGAUAAAGAGAAGGCUGGGGAAGAUGUUGUUCGGGAUUUGACGCAACGAAGUGGUGGUUUGAGGAUUGUGGAGGAGGAAAGGCAGAUCGGGACAGGGAUGGGAUGUUCCCACCCUCCUCCUCCUCCAGUGCCACCGCCUAAACCUUUUUCUGGAAAUGUCAAUCCGAGGAGGUUUUCAUCGGGUUCCUCAAACGCGACAAGGAGUGGAUCUUCUAGGAGAGCGACACCAUGGCCGGUUGUUCCAACCAGGACCUCACCAACUGGAUCUCGGCCUACUUCUCCUAGGUCUCAUUGUGAGAAUGAGGGCUAUAAUAGUGCCGAUGAACAGAGUCCACGUUUCGGAUCCUCUUACAGCGAUGCAGAGAGAGAACACCAGUUUGAGAUUGAUUUAAGACGUGCAACAGGUUUAGAAGUGAAAAGAAUGUUAGAGGAUGGCAACUGCCUCUUUCGGGCUGUUGCAGAUCAAGUUUACGGUGAUUCUGAGUUGUAUGAUCUGGUCAGACAAAUGUGCAUUGAUUAUAUGGAGAGAGAAAGAGAUCACUUUUCUCAAUUUAUAACUGAAGGCUUCAUUUCUUAUUGCAAGAGAAAGAGAAGGGACAAGGUUUAUGGAAACAAUAUGGAAAUUCAAGCUUUUUGUGAGAUGUAUAAUCGGCCUAUUCACAUCUAUUCUUAUAGUGCAGAGCCUAUCAACAUAUUUCAAGGAAGCUACAAUACUGACACUCCUCCUAUAAGACUAAGCUACCAUCAUGGGAAUCAUUACAAUUCACUUGUUGAUCCACGACGAGUGACGGUUGGUGCUGGACUUGGAUUUAGUAGUCUGCGAGGAUCAAACGUUGACAAGGAUCAGGUAUCAGCUGCAAUAAAAGCUCAGCAAGAACAACAGAUUGAUAAUGCACUGCUAGCAGAGGGACGUUUCUAUUCAGAUCUGGAGCUGACCGAGAAAGAAAUGGAACGCAUGGUGAUGGAAGCUUCUAGGGCUGAGUAUCUUGCUGAGGACAAGUUCAAGCAAGUUGGACGAAGAGAAUCCUCUACUUCUGCUGCUGGUGCUGAACCAUCAUCAUCUGGUGCUAGACCAUCUGGGAGCAAAACCAAUGCUGAAGGUGGGAACGAGCAUGGAUUACCAACUACUGUACUGACCAACAGCAUGCAGAUGGUACUAGCUAUGGGAUUCAGCUAUCUUCAAGUGAUCGAGGCAUACAGCAUUUUUGGGGAAGAUGUUGAUUCUAUGGUAUGUUAUCUAUUAGAGACUAGCAGUAGCAGCAGGCGGAAGGGCAAAGCAACUGAAUGAACAAACUUCAAACGACUUGUGUUUGCUAAGGUAGUAGCCGUAUGUUACUCUAGUAAUCAGUAAGACUGUUGGACCAAAAGAGUCUAGAGUUCUAUAUGCUGUAUUAAAAAUUAAUAAGAAGUGCUACUAGCUUGUUUAUUGACCAUGCACUAAUGCAGUAAAUACUCUUGGCGUAAUCUGUGAGAAACAAUUGCCUUUGUUACA